CCCUGAACUACUGAAAGCAUCUGAACCGCCUCUUACCGGGACGAGAGAAGAAAAACAUGGCGAACUUUCCUCUGGAAUAACUGUUUUCUGAAGAGCUGCUGAGCGUUUCUGCGAGUAGCUACCGUGCCUGAAUUCAUUUCUGCAUCAACACCCGAUCUGAAUCUGAAUCUGAAGACGCUUUAUUCGGGGAAACCAGGCUUUUUUUUCUCAUGGAUUCGGAGCGUGUGAAGUAUCAUGGGAUGAAAGUUUGAAACAGUUGGAUACUAAAGUAGGACAGGAUGGAGAAACAAGGAACAAGACGCGAAAAGUUUGGUCUGUUUGGACCGCGAGCACUGGGCAGGGCUGUGCACGCUGCCGCCGAUGGCCCGGGCCUCAGCAAGGCCGAGUUCAUGGAGAAGGUGCGGCAAAGCAACGAGGCCUGCCAGCUGGGAGACUUCCAGACGGCCGUGAAGCUUUACGGCGAGGCCCUGCACGCCGACCCACAGAACUGCAUCCUGUACAGCAACCGCUCGGCCGCCCACCUCAAACUGGGUCAGUACCAGACUGCCCUGGAUGACGCAGUCAAAGCCCGCCUCCUUAACCCCAAAUGGCCAAAGGCAUACUUCCGACAGGGUGUUGCCCUUCAGUACCUGGGGCGCCAUGCGGAUGCCCUGGCCGCCUUCGCCUCGGGACUGGCGCAGGAUCCCAAGAGCCUGCAGCUGCUGGUGGGAAUGGUGGAGGCCGCCAUGAAGUCCCCUCUAAGAGAAUCCCUGGAGCCGACCUACCAGCAGCUGCAGAAGAUGAAGCUGGACAAGAGUCCGAUUGUGGUGGUGUCUGUGAUUGGUCAGGAGCUGCUGACUGCCUCCCAUCACGGUGCGUCUGUGGUGGUCCUGGAGGCGGCGCUGAAGAUCGGAACCUGCAGCCUCAAGCUGCGCGGCUCUGUUUUCUCGGCCCUCAGCAGCUCUUACUGGUCAUUGGGCAACACGGAGAAGAGCACCGCCUACAUGCAACAAGACCUGGAGGUGGCCAAAACUUUAGGUGACCAGACAGGCGAAUGUCGCGCUCACGGGAACCUGGGGUCGGCCUUCUUCUCCAAGGGGAAUUACCGCGAGGCACUGAGCAACCACAGACACCAGCUCGUCCUGGCCAUGAAACUCAAGGACAGAGAGGCGGCGUCUUCAGCCCUCAGCAGCUUGGGUCACGUGUACACAGCCAUCGGCGACUAUCCCAACGCCCUGGCCAGCCACAAGCAGUGCGUCCUGUUGGCCAAACAGUCCAAGGAUCAGCUCUCUGAGGCUCGGGAGCUGGGCAACAUGGGAGCCGUCUACAUCGCCAUGGGCGACUUCGACAAUGCCGUACAGUGCCACGAACAGCACCUGUGCAUCGCCAAGAGCCUCGGCAACAAACGCGAGGAGGCGCGUGCCUACAGCAACCUGGGAAGCGCUUACCACUACUGCCGCAACUUCGACAAGGCCAUGUCAUACCACACGCACGUGCUGGAGCUUGCACAGGAGCUUGAGGAGAAGAGCAUCGAAAUGAGGGCGUAUGCGGGGCUGGGACAUGCUGCCCGUUGCAUGCAGGACCUGGAGAGGGCGAAGCAGUACCACGAACAACAGCUCAACAUCGCAGAAGGCCUGAAGGACCGCGCCGCCGAGGGCAGGGCUUCAUCGAACCUGGGAAUCAUUUACCAGAUGAAAGGGGACUACGACACUGCUCUGAAGCUGCACAAGGCUCAUCUAUCCAUUGCCCAAGAGCUAAAUGACUAUGCGGCCCAGGGCAGAGCAUAUGGAAACAUGGGCAAUGCUUACAAUGCCCUCGGUGCCUUUGACCAGGCCGUGCGCUACCACAGACAAGAGCUGCAGAUUUCCAUGGAGGUUAACGAUCGUGCCUCGCAGGCCUCGACGCAUGGUAACCUGGCGGUGGCGUACCAGGCUCUGGGGGCGCAUGAUCGAGCCUUGCAACAUUACCAGAAUCAUCUGAACAUUGCUCGAGAGUUGAGGGACAUCCAGAGUGAGGCUCGUGCCUUGGGCAACUUGGGUAAUUUUCACUGCUCUCGGGGAGAGUUUCCCCAAGCCGUACCCUACUAUGAACAGUACCUACGGCUUUCCCCGGAAUUGCAGGACAUGGAGAGCGAGGGUAAGGUCUGCCACAAUUUGGGAUAUGCGCACUACUGUCUGGGAAACUUCCAGGAGGCAGUGAAGUACUACGAACAAGAUCUGGCACUUGCUAAGGACCUCCACGACAAGUUAAGUCAAGCCAAAGCCUACUGUAAUCUGGGCCUGGCCUUCAAGGCUCUUGGCGACUACAGCAAGGCGGAGGAGUGCCAGAAGUACCUUCUUUCCUUGGCGCAGUCACUGAACAACUCGCAGGCUCGGUUCCGCGCCUUGGGCAACCUGGGAGACAUCUUCCUUUGUAAGAAGGAUGUUCCCGGAGCCGUCAAGUUUUACGAGCAGCAGCUGUCCUUGGCGCACCAAGUCAAGGAUCGCAAGAUGGAGGCGAACGCCUACGCCGCGUUGGGCGCUGCCUACCGGAUGCUACAGAAAUACGACAAGGCCUUAGGGUACCACACCCAGGAACUUGAGGUGUACCAGGAGCAAGGUGACAUUCAGGGAGAGUGCCAGGCUCAUGGACACCUCGCCGCCGUCUACAUGUCUCUUGGAAAGUACACCAUGGCCUUUAAAUGCUACGAGGAACAGCUUGAGCUCGGCCAGCGACUGAAGGACCCCAGCAUUGAGGCCCAGGUUUACGGUAACAUGGGCAUUACGAAAAUUAACAUGGGAGUAAUGGAGGAGGCCAUUGGCUAUUUUGAGCAACAGUUGGCAAUGUUGCAGCAGCUCAGUGGCAAUGACGCCGUGCUGGACCGUGGUCGUGCUUAUGGGAACUUGGGAGACUGCUAUGACUCGCUGGGAGAUUUUGAAGAGGCAAUUAAGUAUUAUGACCAGUAUCUCUCCGUGGCACAGAGCCUCAACCAUAUGCAGGACCAGGAGAAGGCAUACAGAGGUCUUGGUAAUGGACACAGGGCGAUGGGGAGUCUUCAGCAGUCUCUGGUGUGUUUUGAGAAGCGGUUGGUGGUGGCGCAUGAGCUGAGAGAGUGUGGAGGAAAAGCUCAGGCGUACGGAGAACUGGGCAGCUUGCACAGCCAGCUGGGUAACUAUGAGCAGGCCAUCUCCUGCCUGGAGCGGCAGCUCGCCAUCGCCCGCGACACCCAAGAUCGAUUGCUGGAGGGCGACGCCAGCUGCGGCCUGGGCGCCGUGUACCAGCUGAUGGGCGAACACGACACGGCCCUUGAGUUUCACCAGCUGGACCUCCAGAUCGCGGAGGAGACGGGCAGCGGCAGCUGUCAGGGACGGGCCUACGGGAACCUUGGACUCACUUACGAGUCGCUGGGUAAUUUUGAGCGUGCCGUGGUGUAUCAGGAGCAGCACCUGAGCAUCGCGGCGCAGACCAACGACCUGGUGGCCAAAACUCUGGCCUACAGCAGCCUGGGACGAACACACCACGCUCUGCAGAACUACUCGCAGUCCGUCAUGUACCUGCAGGAAGGUCUGCGUCUAGCAGAGCAGCUGGGCCGUCGGGAGGACGAGGCCAAGAUCCGACACCGUCUGGGGCUCUCGCUGUGGGCCAGCGGCAAUCUGGAGGAAUCCCAGCACCAGCUGUACCGUGCGUCGGCUCUGUUCGAGACCAUUCGUCAUGAAGCGCAGCACAGCACCGACUACAAGCUCUCCCUGUUCGACCUGCAGACCUCCUCGUACCAGGCUCUCCAGAGGGUCCUUGUCAGCCUCGGUCACCAUGAUGAAGCUCUGGCCGUGGCGGAGCGUGGACGCACUCGGGCCUUUGCCGACCUGCUGGUGGAGAGACAGACGGGCCAGCAGGACUCUGACCCCUACACGCCCGUGACCGUGGAGCACAUCCUGGACACUGUGAACGGGCAGCGGGCCCUGGUGCUCUACUUCUCUCUGGCGGCAGGAUACCUGUACAGCUGGCUCCUGGCCCCCGGCUCCGGUAUCUUGAAGUUUCAUGAGGUGUAUCUGGGUGAGGGAGCGUCGGAUGGCGGCACGUCAGACUUCCAGGAGGGCAGCGGAGGCUCUGUGCCCGCGGGGGGUGGCUGUGGAGGCUCGUCUCUGGAGCAGCACAUUGCUAACGCGCGGGAAGCUCUGGGGUUGGACUCAUACUACAGCAGAGCUUGUUCGAGCAGCGAGACGGAGAGCGAAGCUGGAGACCUUUUGGACCAGCAGUUUGAAGAACUCGAUAAUAAACUCAACUCAGUGACCGACCCGACUGGCUUCUUGAGGAUGGUUUCCAGAAACAACCUCUUCAACAGGAGUUGUCAGAGCAUGACGAGUCUCUUUAGUAACACGGUGUCUCCGGUGAAGGAGGGCUCCUCGUCUCUGUCGUGCCGCGCCAGUGCGCUCAGCAAACCCCCGUUACGAGCCCUUUACGACCUGCUCAUCGCCCCGAUGGAGGGGGUACGACUGCACUCACACUUCACUAAUGUUCAAUAAAUAAUUACAUUGAUUAGUAAUAAUACUCACAUGCCUUAAUGCUUUUAUAAGGGAGCAUCAGCAACAUGCAAAAUUUUUGUUUUGGCCCACAAACUCACCUUGUCUUUGUCUCUUCAGGUUCACCCUCGGCGGGCCGGUCCGGUUCUGUGUAAUGGAGGAAGCUCCAUGGCCGCAGUGGUGGGGAAUCCUCGGCUGCCGCCGUCGGUGAUGGACCGCUGGCUCUGGGGUCCGAUGCCCACGGCUGAGGAGGAGACUCACAUGGUGGCCGAUCUCCUGGGCUGUCAGCCGCUGGCCGGUCCCGCCGCCACCAAGGAGCGGGUCAUGAGUGCCCUCACGCAGGCCGAGUGCGCCCACUUCGCCACGCACAUCUCCUGGAAGCUGGCGGCUCUGGUCCUCACACCCAGCCAGGACGCCAGCUCCGGACCGGUGGCAGCGGCUCCCAGCGGAGGAGCAGGAGGUGGAGAGAGCGGAGUCAAAUCCAACUACAACAUCCCGGAGAGUCUGCGCGUGCCGGACGACGCCAGCGAUGCCGAAAGCAUCUGUGACAGCCCGCAAUUACAUUUUAUUUAAUUACUUUUUAUUUUAUUAUUUAUUCUAAGCAAAAUUAGGCAUCUUUUAAUCUGCAGCUCGUACCAGGAGUCGGACAGUAAAGUAACAGCAGACGGGGUGGUGGGUUUGACCAGGGCUUUCCUGGCGGCUGGAGCUCAGUGUGUGCUGGUGUCUCUGUGGCCGGUUCCCGUCGCCGCGUCCAAGAUAUUCAUCCACGCAUUCUACAGCGCUCUGCUCAACGGCACCAAAGCCAGUGCGGCCCUCGCAGAUGCCAUGAAGACCGUCCAGAGCAGCAAACAGUUCUCACACCCCUCCAACUGGGCAGGCUUCAUGUUGAUUGGCAGUGACGUGAAACUGAACAACCCGUCGUCUCUGAUUGGUCAGGCUCUGGCUGAGAUCCUGCAGUAUCCAGACAAAGCUAGAGAUGCCUUGAGGGUUCUGCUGCACCUGGUGGAGAAAUCUCUCCAGCGCAUCCAGAACGGCCAGAGGAACUCCAUGUACACGUCUCAGCAGAGUGUGGAGAAUAAGGUGGGUGGCGUGCCGGGCUGGCAGGCUCUGCUGACCGCGGUGGGAUUCAGACUGGACUCGGCUGGAACGGGCCUCCCCGCGGCGGUCUUCUUCCCCACCACUGACCCCGGAGACCGACUGCAGCAAUGCAGCACCACCCUACAGUCACUGCUGGGUUUGCCUCCUCCUGCUCUACAGGCGUUGUGUAAACUGAUCACAGCAUCAGAAACCGGAGAACAGCUGAUCAACCGGGCUGUUAAAAAUGUAGUGGGAAUGCUCCAUCAAGUUUUAGUGCAGCUUCAGUCUGGAGAGAAGGAGCAGGAUUUCUCUCUCGCGCCCAUCCAAGUGUCCAUCAGCGUGCAGCUCUGGAGACUUCCUGGCUGCCAUGAGUUCCUGGCCGCUCUGGGGUUCGACCUGUGUGAGGUCGGUCAGGAGGAGGUGGUGUUGAAGACGGGCAAACAGGCCAACCGUCGCAUCAUGCACUUUGCCCUGCAGUCGCUGCUGGCACUGUUUGAUUCUACUGAGCUGCCGAAGCGUCUGAGUCUGGACAGUUCAUCGUCUCUGGAGUCUCUGGCCUCGGCACAGUCUGUGUCCCACCAGCUGCCUAUGGGCUACCCCAACCCUCCCUUCUCCCCUCCAUGCCCUGACAGCCUGGCCUCUGAUGCCAUCUCCGUCUAUAGCCUGAGCUCCAUCGCCUCUUCCAUGAGUUUCCUGUCCCGUCCCGAAGGCGCGUCUGAUUUUAUCAGUCAGCGCUCGCGGCAGCAGGAAUUAGAGCGGCAUCGGGGUGGAGCCGGGCUUUUCGCGUCCCACCGGCACGCGACGGUGCCCCGCAGCCGCUCGUCCCCACAUGGAGCCGUGGGAGGGCAUGAUGAUGAAGAGUAUGAAGGAUACAGUAUAAUCAGCAGCGAGCCAUUGGGUAGCCAAUGCGACACGCUCCCUCGUCCCACAAACCACAGGAACCAUCGGGGCGCGGUGCGCGGUGGGACCGGCAGAGGUUACGCAGUGUCCGUGUCCUCCAGGGGAAGCGUCAGCACCCCAACGUCCCCUGUCAAAGCCACCCUGGUUCCCAGUCCCAACUCUCCCUUCCAGAAGGUCGGGAAGGUGAGCAGCUCCGACACGGGCGAAUCCGAUCAAUCCAGCACAGAGACAGACAGCACUGUGAAGUCCCAAGAGGAACGUACGCCCGGAGCCGCUCUGGACCCGCAGGAACUGGCACAGAAGAUCCUGGAAGAGACGCAAAGCCACAUGCGGGCCGUCGAGACUUUGCAGAGAAGCACUGGGAGUGUCCCGCUUGGUGACGGGAUGGGCGGCGGAGGCCCUCCGACCCCGACUGGAGGGUCUGCUUUCCGUUCCUCGGAGACGAGCGCGUUCAGUCGCCCUAGUAGCCGGGCGAGCAUCAAGGCGCAGUCGUCUCCACUCCCGACACGCCCCAAACCGCCCUCCCGUACGUCGUCCCUACAGAAGGUCAGCUCGGGAUACAACAGCCCCGCUACGUCCGAGACGUCCCUAAAGGAAGGCAGUCAACCAUCGCCAACUUCUGACAGUCAUGCCCAGUUUAAACUCAAGUAUCCCAGCUCGCCCUACAGCGGCCACAUCUCCCACUCGCCCAGCAACGUCUCACCCAGCUCGGGCCACCAGUCUCCGGCCGGCAGCGCACCCUCUCCGGCAUUGUCCUACUCCUCGACGGGCUCAACGCGCUCCAGUCCGGCGGACGCCCCGGAUAUCAACCGACUCAAAUUGGCUGCUAUUGACGAAAAAGUCCAAGCAAUCCACAAUCUCAAGACCUUCUGGGCCAGCGCCACCCAACAGCAGCACUCGGGAUCAAUGCGGGCGCUCCGCGGUGGGAAGCUGAGCACCGCCAAACGAGAUGUCCUGGGCCUUCUGAACCUCUCGCCCCGGCAUGGCGUGACAGGACAAGAUACGCCCGGCCAAGAUGUGGCACUCGAACACAGAAAUCCGCCCAACGGCCAUCGCAAAAUCGAUCCCAAGAGAGUCACGCCUUCUCCGACGGCUUCCACCGGCAGCAGUCCGGGGUCGCAUCCCAUCCGACUGCCUUCGGGGAAUGGGUACAAGUUCCUUUCGCCGGGACGGUUCUUCCCUUCAUCUAAAUGUUGAGAUUCUGUCCCUCAGUGACUGGCUUCUCUUGAAAAAGGAGUAUUUUGAGUAUUUAUAACUCUUGAAAACAGUGAAAAGGACAGUCUGGGUGAGGAAGUGCACAUUCCCAGAAGCCUCAAACUGCCUACUGUUAUAUUUUCCGUGCAGAGAGCAUAUAAUCCUUAUGCUUCCACCUACACUGUAAAGGACCGUUUAUACAUGCAGACUGAUCUUAGACUUGCGCAAGGCAUGUCAUACAAAAAAAGGAAGAGAUUAUACCAAAAUGGUAUUUCAAAAAAAGACAAAAAGGCUCGCUGUUUGUGUUAGUGAAGAUGAUGUGGCUUUGACUGGUUUAUUUCUUUUG
Sinocyclocheilus anshuiensis is the source of this 7995-nucleotide messenger RNA. Its product is annotated as tetratricopeptide repeat protein 28-like. The record is from RefSeq and is a predicted model, not a curated record. Lineage: Eukaryota; Metazoa; Chordata; Actinopteri; Cypriniformes; Cyprinidae. Gene Ontology annotation, molecular function: protein binding. The transcript is spliced from 23 exons.